AAGUCUUACUUAUCGGAUGCAAUAUUCAGCAUUUUUUUCCCUGAUCAGCAGAAUCAACAUUUAUUUUUUCUGAUUGCUGAUUAAAUACAUUAAUUAAGAAAUGCAAUACUUUGGUUCUGAUGCAGCAUGCACCCUGCAAAAUAACUAGUAACUUAAGUUAUCAACUUUAGUCGCCCCAGUCACUACAGUCAUUUUAUUUUGAAGGGGCCUCGAGUACCUGCAUGAUGACAACACACUAGAUCUCAGACAGUAGACAGGUGUUGCCUUAUUUUCAGAUUGAUCACACGCAUGCAUAUUAUGAUGUAAAUGUGGUUUGCAUGUAUUUGUAUAAAAGUGAAUUCAAAUGCACGUAUCAGGAAGGGUGAGGAGCACCUGAGGUCAGCAGCUUGAGCUGUUUUGUAAGCUGAAGUCUGGACAUCAUCGACACAUGUUUUGGGAUUAAUGGAGUGGAGUUGGAAAUUCCUCUUUAUUUGGGGGUCCAUCUUUCUCAGGUUGGGGAUCACUCACCAAGCAGCUAACGUGGCUCUGGGUGGAGUUACAGAUCAGUCUUCAGUGUGGGACCCCACGCUUCUAUCAAACCUGGUGAUAGACGGCAACCCUAAUUCAAACUAUAACUAUAGGAGCUGCUUCUCCACUCUUUUUGAGGUGAACCCCUGGUGGAGAUUGGACCUGCAGGUUCAGUACAACAUCUCAUCAAUUGAAGUCAUCCGGAGAUCAGACUGCUGCGCUCUAGAGCUAAACGGAGCUGAAAUCCGCAUCGGUAACUCGCUGGAGAACAAUGGCAACAACAAUCCCAGAUGUGCCGUCAUCACCGUCAUCAAUGACGUUUUAAUGGGCUUCAGCUGCGGCCAGAUGACAGGACGUUAUGUCAACAUUGUCAUCCCUGGAGCAGGGCAGAGACUUCAACUCUGUGAGGUCAGAGUGUAUGCCAGUACCGACAUUACAGGAGCUAACGUGGCUCGUGGUGCAGUGGCUAGGCAGUCCUCAUUCUGGGAACCCACGUAUCCAUCAAGCGCAGUGAUUGAUGGCAAACCUUAUUCAAACUAUUUCCAUGGGAGCUGCGUUUCAACUCUGUGGGAGAUGAACCCCUGGUGGAGAGUGAACUUGCGGGGUCUGUACGACAUCUCAACAAUCCAAGUCGUCAGAAGAUCAGAUAUGAACUUUUAUGAUCUAACCGGAGCUGAAAUCCGCAUCGGUGACUCGCUGGAGAACAAUGGCAACAACAAUCCAAGAUGUGCAGUCAUCACUGUGACCGAUGACAUAACAAUGUCCUUCAGCUGUAAGAUGACAGGACGUUAUGUCAACAUUUACCACCCUGGAGUUAAACGGAUUCUUCAGAUUUGUGAGGUCAGAGUGUAUGCCACUACCCGCAUUACAGGAGUUAACGUUGCACCGAGAGGAGAAGCUACGCAGUCUGCAGAAGCAGCUUCUAGUACAACUGCUCCAGAUAUGGCCAUUGAUCAAAACUCAGAAGAAACCUGUGCCUCAGUCCCCCUGCAAGACAACCCCUGGUGGCGGCUGGACCUGAGGAAUAUCUACCGCAUAACCGCUGUGUCUGUUGUCAGUGACUGCUGCUCAAAAGAGCUGAACGAUGCUGAGGUCCAAAUAGGCUUCAAGAAUGACCUCAGCAACCAGAGGUGUGCAGUCAUCUCUCUCUCAGCAGGACAGCGUAUAUACAACUACCAGUGUGGAGUAAUGGAUGGCCGCUUUGUCCAUGUUGUUCUCCCUGGACUAAAGAAGAAUUUGACUCUUUGUGAAGUACAUGUGUUUGGUACCGUCCUUGAAAAUGUGGCUGUGAGAGGAGUGGCUUUUCAGUCUUCUUCAACAUGGAAAAAUUCAGUUAGCCAAGUCAUUGAUGGUUCGUAUUCCACCUGCAGCAGAACUGAAAACAUACCCGGUCAAUGGGUGACACUGGAUCUACUUGCUCCCUACGCUGUGACUUUGGUCCAGCUUGCCUACCCUCAGGACAGCUACUAUAGUGAUGACGUCCGAGUGGAAAACACAAGCUGUCAGGUGAUUUCCAAGACUUCGCAAUAUCUGAUGACCUUGGACUGUGGUGGGGUUGUGGGUCGCUAUGUCACUGUAAUGCAUCCUGAUGUACCACCGCUUCUGUGUGAGGUCGAGGUUUACAGCACUUGGGUGUUUCCUCAAAACAUAGUCCCUCAGCGCCCCCCAUCCCAUGAUUACUGCCUCUCCAGGUGGUGUAGCCGCGACUACAUUCUCAUUCACAGUGAACCAAAAACAUGGUUUGAAGCACAGGCCUACUGCAGAAGCAGGUACACUGACCUGGCCACCAUCAACAAUCCUCAGGACAUGAACAGGGUCAUUGACAAAAUGGGGAACUUCAAUGAUUUUUGGAUUGGGCUGUAUGAGGAUGCUGUAACCUGGAGCUGGUCUCUGCCAGAUGAGGGUCACUAUGGAGAUGGUGAGGCUGAGUUCAGGAACUGGGGUGUUGACGGACCCAACGAAACGAAGGGCAUCCAGCACUGUGUUGGCAUUCAACAUACGGGUGAAUGGAACCACCUGGACUGUGACUCACUUCACUACUUCCUAUGCUUUGAUGGGAGAGAUGGUGCACCAGAAACAAAGAUUCUGGUGGAAACACAGAUGAAGUGGACCGACGCUCAGCACUACUGCAGGGAGCACCACACAGACCUGCUCAGCGUGAGGAACCCGACCGAGAACCAGGAAGUCCAGAGCAUGGUGCCGGCGGGAAAGCUGGCCUGGAUCGGCCUGUUGGGAGACUCCUGGAGGUGGUCCGAUGGGGGUCACUCCUUGUAUAGAUACCAGUGGCAGGGGCUGGUGGACAACUUAGGAGUAGGUCCGAACUGUGUCUAUAUUUACAACAGGAAAUGGAGCGUGAGAUCCUGUGACACCAAAUCUAUGUUUCUCUGCUACUACUUUAGGAAGAGAUCUGUGGUGAGGAUCAGCGCUGAACACAACAUGAGUGACCCGGUCAUCCAGCAGCAGAUCCUGAGCCAGCUGGAGGCAGAGAUGAAAAACAAGGGCAUCACUGAUUUCAAGAUCAGCUGGAGGGCACCUUUCGCACUAGGAAACAACAGCACGGUGUGAGGUCAAACACGACUCCUGCUGCUCUGACUGGACUGCAGCUGACAAAUGUGGACUAGUCUUUUGAGGGACUGAACAGGGUAAACAGAGUGAAAUGAAAA
Acanthopagrus latus (yellowfin seabream) is the source of this 3170-nucleotide messenger RNA. RefSeq lists its product as uncharacterized. NCBI's taxonomy places the organism in Eukaryota, Metazoa, Chordata, Actinopteri, Spariformes, Sparidae. The record is from RefSeq and is a predicted model, not a curated record. The coding region runs from base 442 to 3072 and encodes 876 amino acids. The transcript has 15 exons.